Ostreobium quekettii is the source of this 948-nucleotide messenger RNA. The record is from the annotation of a GenBank genome assembly. Lineage: Eukaryota; Viridiplantae; Chlorophyta; Ulvophyceae; Bryopsidales; Ostreobiaceae.
GUAGACUACUCUUCGAACAAUGGCUGGGAAUUUUGGCCACCGCUGUCUCUGGACCCGAAUGCUUCGGGGACCUUCCACGACUCCCAGGGUUGGAAGGCCUUGAGGCCAUACCAUCACGUCUACACGCCUGCAAACCUGCCGAGAUAUUCGCCGCUGCCUCCUUCGGACGACGGCUACUGGGCACAUGGAACCGAUGCCCUGGGUCUGGAAGGCGAUUCAUGGUAUGCAACCAUUGUCAAUGCCAACCAAUGGAUAAGGAAGGAUCUGAGUGUUUACACCAUCAAGGCAUCGUGCGCUGAGGGCAUUCCUUGCCCGUCGCCCCUGCCGUAUGGAGGGGAGUGCGCAGGCCGCGGGACGUGCUAUCGCGAACAGAGUUCAGGCUUCCCAGCAGGAUCUUGUGCCUGCGAAACAGGGUGGGGAGGCGUGGGCUGCAACACCAAGCUUGUGAAGCUCAACAACACUGAGGAAGUAUCGAGGAGUCUCGAUCCAUCCGGUUGGGACUUCUAUGAGGUCCAGGUACCACCUGGAACCACUACGCUCCUGGUCGAGAUGCGGCGCAGCUCAGGAGAUCCCGCCCUCUUUCUCAGGGGCUUCCUCUCCGGCCAAGAGCCAACCGCCGUCCCCAACGCCAACGAAUUCGCCGCUUUCGCAGACGUGGAUAGCUUCCGCGCUCGUCUCAACUACCACUACAGACUCCAGACGGACGUCGACCGUGAGUCCUACGACAGCCCCCGGUUUUAUAUAGCGGUGUACAACAACGACGUGCACAUGAAAGAGGAGGCCAAGUACGUGCUGAGGGCCUCUUGGGAUGCGUCGAGGCCGGGGUCCAACGACAGCCUGUGCCCAAGCCAGUGCAGCAGCCGGGGGCGAUGCGUACUCCUCUCCGCACACACUAAGCCACCUUUUGAAUGCCAUUGCGACGAAGGCGAGUGGCAGGCGGGAAGGUAG